Messenger RNA from Ostrinia furnacalis (Asian corn borer), 2084 nucleotides. RefSeq names its product cathepsin K. Gene Ontology annotation, molecular function: cysteine-type peptidase activity. The record is from RefSeq and is a predicted model, not a curated record. The transcript has 13 exons. Gene Ontology annotation, biological process: proteolysis. Lineage: Eukaryota; Metazoa; Arthropoda; Insecta; Lepidoptera; Crambidae. The coding region runs from base 20 to 1654 and encodes 544 amino acids.
UAGCUUACAGGGCCCCAAAAUGGUGUCCCGGAUAAUUUAUUUAGUUUUUUUAAUAAUAGCCGCUAGUUCUGCCUACGUUUUAGUGGAAAACGACGACCCAGAAGAAAGCGUGAUAUGGCCGUCCGAAUAUUCUUAUAAAGCUGAAGAUAUCGACCUGGUUAACGCGUUCGUUGAGAACUUCCAGGUUUGGUACAGUGCCGAGCACAACAGGUCCCGUAUCGACUACAACAAUGGCACCAACAAAAUAUACUACAUCGCCGAGUCUGAUGACGACAUGGGUUAUCAAUACGAGAUCCACCCAAUCACAACUGAAACUGUGAGGAACGAGAAUAUCUGCAUCCAAAGCUACUCUGAGGGCGAGCAGCGUGACUUCUUGCCGAAUCUUGACGGCUACGAAUAUUCGCAUGAGGAACUAGAAAAUGGCAGAACAGUGCGAGUGUGGAUAAAAGAAGAAGAGUCAGAAGAUGAAGAGCAUGUUACUGUCAAAUCAACGAUGUACGUGUACAGGACCGACUACGACUUCGACGUGCCUGUCAAGGUGAUCGCCAAAGCCCUGAACCUUGUAGACGGCUCCAUCCAAGCCAACAUGAUCAGGAACUACUUGCAGUUCACCUUCAUCGUUACUGCUGAUGAAGUCACCCUGAAAGAUGAAGACUGUAAUGAACCAGUUGAUGAAAAUCCUGAAUUUAAAGCCAUCAUCGAUCAUUUACAUCCUCAUGAUCCUGCUCAUGUAGAGAAGGCAUUCCACAGUUACAAAAAACAUCACGGCAAGACGUACAAGCAAAAUGAGCAGGCAAUGAGGAAAGCCAUAUUCCACAAGAAUUGGAAAAUGAUCCGCGCCCACAACCUCAAGAACCUAGGCUACAAGAUGGAGCUGAACGUCUUCGCUGACCGCACCCCAGAGGAGCUGAAUAUCCUCGCCGGCACUCGGCCUUCGUCCCCCACGGCGGUGGGGACCAUGCCCUUCCCCCACUCCGACGAAGAAGUAAAGGAACUGGCCGAGGAUCUCCCUGACAGCUAUGACAUGAGGUUCCUGGGCUAUGUUGGACCUAUCAAGAAUCAAGGUGAAUGUGGAUCAUGUUGGGCCUUUUCUACCACCGCCACCGUGGAGGGAGCGCUGUCAAAGUCUAAUGGAGGUCGCAACGUGGAUCUCAGUGAACAGUCGCUGGUAGACUGUGCUUGGGGCUUCGAAAAUGCUGGCUGCAAUGGUGGUCAGCUCGACAAGGCCUACGAGUACAUAUUGAAGCAUGGCAUCCCAUUUGACAGUCAGUACGAAUACAGACAAAAGGAUGGCUACUGCAAGGUUGACAACACGACCGACACCUUCAAGAUCCGGGGCUUCGGACUCGUCACCCCCAGGAACCCAGAAGCCCUGAAGCUGGCUCUGGUGAAGUAUGGACCCGUGUCCAUCGCGAUACAUGCCUCGAAAAAUAUGUAUUUGUACACCAACGGAAUCUUCUACGACAUAAACUGCGAGGGCUUACACGUCAACCAUGGAGUAGUGGUGGUCGGUUACGGCGAACGCGACGGUACCCCCUACUGGAUCGUCCGCAACUCCUGGGGAGAAAACUGGGGGCAAGACGGGUACAUCCUCAUGUCAGCUCUAAAUGACAACUGCAAGGUGAUGGACUCGCCUUACUACCCCAUUGUUUAAAUUGAAGUGCAAUCUAUCCCAUGAUAUAGCGGUAGAAGUAAAUAAAGUUACCACACCUCACUUUAUUAGCGUCGUUAAAAACCCUCUUGCGCAUCUGAUAAGCUUAAUGUAUCGUAUAUGUAUCGCUUCGUUUCAAGUCUUUCUCUUGACUAAUUUAUUUCAGAUUUUUAUCCAUCUACUGGUUAAUGUUAUUUUGUAUGUAUUUCAUAUAUUUCACAUAUUAUAUUUAAUGGUCUUACUUGUAUUGUACCUAGUUAUUUAUUUUUAUACUCGAUGCUUCACAAUGGAUUCGCACGAAAAAGGGAGGAGGUGAUUGGUGUACUAUAUUUAUUUCUUGAUACCGCUGGAGGAGAUACUUUGUAAUCUUUGAAUGACCAUGCUAUGUACUAUUUUGGAUACCGAGACUUUAAUAAAUUCCACGUGCAAACUU